UAGGAUCAUUUCUCUGUGAAGAAUAUAUCCCAAAUUGAAAUUUGCACUGUUUUUCGUUCAUGCGAAAAUUUGCGUUGUUUUGGUUCAAGCGCAAAGCCCUCUCUUUUUCAGUUCAAACGAAAACCCCUCUCCCUCUUUCUCGCACCCAUCGGACAAUUUAGCUUCGGGUUGGAUUAAGCCCCAACCUCAAUGACGUUCAAAGCUCUCCUCUUCAAGAUCCAAAACCCUAGUUUACAUGCCAUGGCCGUGCUUGUUCACAAGGCCAUUUUCUUCCCUCUCGGAUUCAGAAUUUAGCGUUAGUUCGUCUCAGUUAAGUGAUAAUGUGAAUGAGAUCUGUCGGAUAUUAAGCGAUUAUCGAAGCCCUAAUCAUGAUAUGGAACCUUCACUCGAGCGGUUUAAUGGAGAAUUAACAACUGAUUUAGUGGAGCAAGUACUGAAAAGGUGUAAAGAUCUUGGAAAUUCUUCUCAUAGGUUCUUUAUAUGGGCCUAUAAACGCCCUGACUUUAAACACAGUGAGCAGAGUUAUCGAAUUUUGGUGGACAUUUUAGGUAGCAAUCGACACUUUCCUAUGAUUUGGGACCUGGUUUUCGGUAUGAAAAAUGAUGGUUUUGAGAUCAAAAGAGAGCUUUUCUGGGUUAUGUUCAGGAGUUACGCUAGGGCUAACUUACCAACUGAUGCUAUUCGAGCAUUUCGUAGAAUGGAAGAAUUUGGGAUCAAACCAUCUAUUGAUGAUCUUGAUCAGUUAAUUUACACUCUUUGUAAACACCGCCUUGUGGAUUAUGCUCAUAAAUUCUUUGAAAAAGCAAAGUUCGAGUUUGCAGUGAGCUCAAAAUCUUACAGUAUUCUUAUAAAUGGGUGGGGUGAAAUUGGCAAUUGGGUUGAAGCUGAGAGUCUUUUUCAUGAAAUGGUCAAAGAAAAAGUCCCUUUAGAUAUUGUAGCCUACAAUACUUUACUUGGGUCUCUGUGUAAAUCUGGAAAGGUUGAUUACGCACACAAGCUAUUUCGUGAAAUGGGUUCUUAUGGCCUUGUGCCUGAUGCUUUUAGUUACAGUACAUUUGUUAAUGCUUACAGUGAGGCAGAUGAUGUUAAUUCAGCCAUUCGAGUAUUUGAUAGUAUGAGGAGGCAUAACUUAGUGCCGAAUGUGUACACAUACAAUUCACUGAUCAAAGUUUUGUGUAAGAAUGAGAGGGUUGAUGAUGCGUAUGGGCUUUUGGAUGAAAUGAUUGAGAAGGGUUUAAGUCCUGAUUUGUGGAGCUAUAACACCAUUCUAGCUAUACACUGCAAUGUUCGGGAAGUCAAUAAGGCUCUUAGACUUCUCAAUAGGAUGGAUAGAGACUUGUGCAAGCCAGACAAACAUACUUAUAAUAUGCUUCUCAAAAUGUUGAUAUUGGUGGGAAGGUUCGAUAGAGCUGUAAAAGUUUGGAAUGGUAUGGAAGAGAGAGGGUUUUAUCCUGCGGUGACUACUUAUGCAGUCAUGAUACAUGGGUUGUGCAAGAGAGGGAGAAUCGAAGAUGCGUGUUCACACUUUGAGACAAUGAUAGAUGAAGGAGUGCCUCCUUAUACUUCUACAUGUGAGUUAAUAAGGAAUCAUCUUGUACACUUAGGGAUGCAGGAUAAGGCUCGUGUAAUUGCAAAUAAAAUGCAGAGAGCUAGCUCUUGCUCGAUUCAAGAGCUCUCAAUUAUGUUUGAUUUGCCAUUGCCCGUGAAGGCCAUUGAAACCCGGUCUAAGAAAGGGGUCAAGGUUCGCUUAGGGUCCAAGAGAAAACGAGAAACGUUAAUAAAAAAAGCGGGAGUUGGAGAGGGCAACUGAGUAAUGAAAAUUGCCUUGCUAUUAUAAUAUUUUUGUUGGUUCCUAUUGCGACAUUGUCUAUCACUAAAAGCCGAGGUCUCAAUUUGUUUACUUACCUUAGAAUUUAGCUUCUAUGAUGAAAACAAAUCGCGAUCAUGACAAGAAGGUUGUCGUAGGAAACAAUCGUUUCGUGGAGAAAGCCAAUGUGAGAAGCACUUGAUUUCAAUAUAUCAGAAGACUUGGGAGGAGGAUAAAUGGGUAACUUUAGCAUAGAUUUUUUUUUGAGAAAGGUUAACAUUGGGUAACUUAGCAUGGAUUGAUGCAACAACAUCACCACCGAACCAUUAAAUUUGAGAUAAAUGGCAGAAAGUUCUCAUAAGUUACCAUAAAGAUAGGUCAACAAGAUUUCUCCAGGAAACAGAAACAAGGGCAUCUCCACUUCUAAAAGUGGUUGCUUAGCAUUCAAGAAAGAAAGGGACAACCUUCUUCUAUCCCUUUUGGAAAUUCUUUUUAACCAUUUGCUAUUCUACAUAGGAAUGGCUAAUUUUGAAAAUUUAAGAAUGUGCGGUUUUUGUUAGCCAUUUGUUGGUGGAUUUCCUAUGCUUCAUCUGAUGAUGAUAUGAAUGCAACAACAGCAUACAGGUAACCAACUUCAAAUAUGAGUAACCGUUGUUACAUAUAUAUCCAUAGAAUAAAGUCUUCAUAUGAAGGUUUUCGUGUUUAUAUCAACAAGGCGCAUUCUUGUUUUGCUAGAGAUAAAUUUCCAGUGUGAAAAGGGUAUUCCAUUUCAUUUUUUGCAUAUUUACCUGUGACUAAGUGUUUUUUUAUGUGAUGUGCAUACUUGAACGUGACCCACCAAAGUAGAAUAACAUAUGAUAUUUAGGGUUGAAUAGCUAAUUGAUACCUUUUUUGUAGUUUUAAGGCUGCAUGCAUAUGGGCGGACAUCGUUUUGUAAUUUUCGUUUGCUCAGGAAUUGCGAGAUACCAAUAUGCUCACACAUGAGUAGAUUAAUAACAUGAAAUUAAGGACCUAAACUAUCCUGUCAUUUAAGAGCCUUGAACCCAAGAGUGAACCCCAUUGCCUUUUCAAAUAACAUCCAUUGGAUCUUUUCUAUUUCAUAGUUAACAUAUUCCAAAGCACAACUCUAGUGUUCUAUACAAUAUUGUGGCAUUUUGGUUAGUUUUGGGCCUUUUGGCCUACAAAUAUGGACCCAUCAUGAACAUUGUUCUGCCUAGAUUUCGUUAUGAGUGUGGGGGGCAUUUUAUUUGGUUUGGUUUAUUGAGUGGUCUAGUUUAUCAAAUGAUUCUACUUCCUCUUAUCAGGCAGACCUCUAUGCCUUCAUACAAUAAGGUUCCUAAAGGAAAUGGGGGUAUCGGCCUCCUCUUAUCUGGACUUAAUCCCGCCUAGCUUCUGUUUUGAGCAACAACAGACUUCCUUGUUUCUAAGUCUCAAGUCUUUGGUACCCGAUGGGGUUUUUAGAUUUUUCUUGGAUCCCUCAAUUUAUCUUAUUUGAAGAUCUUCAUCCAUAUUCAGAAAUUAUAUGCUGAUUUCUAAUUGAGUUGUGGCCUUGUUCCAAGUGUAGGUGUUUGGUACUUGGUUGUUCUACUAAGUAUAUAGAUCCCAUUUUUUUUUUAAUUGUGAGAUAUCGGUCAUAUUUGAUUUCAUUGGAUCAACGAUAGACUUGUGAAGUCGAAAACUUCAGCAUAUGAAAGUUUCUACGAACUAGUGUUUCUGAAAUCUUGAUCCACUAUUCGCUUUUUUAAGGGUUUGGAUUUAAUGAUAUUUAUCAAGAAAUAGCAACAACAGUUGUUUAUCUUAUGUUAUUAUGGUAGAUUAGAGCCUGUACAUGUUUUUUGUAUCUUUGCUUUGGUGAAUUAGGGUUUCAAUUCAAGUAGAUGGAUAUCCCUCUUUUUCUUAAUGAUUUUUAGGUGAAAUUGGAUUUCCUUGUAUAUUUCUUUCUUUCUCUGAUGGAUUCUCAUGAAAGUUCCUUCAAUUGCUGAAAACCUCAGAAAGGGCUGCUCCUUCUUUGUGAUUCUCGAGAAAGCCUCAACUUAUUUGCACUAAUUAAUGAUAAACCUAUUCUAUAUAUGAUCUCUCCUGAAAAAUAGAAAGGGUGGAUUUUUUUUUCUGGACUAGCUGCUUGUUUUCAUUUUUGGCAUGAUCUAACUUGUCAUCCUAUUUGAUACUAAAUGCGAGGGAUAGAUUUUUAUGAUGUAAAAUGGGGAGAGUGUAGUUUAUGAUCCAAUAUAUUUACCGAUGGUUUUCUCGUCCUGUUUGCUCGGUGAGCUUAUUUCCUUCAGCUUCUUUGUGGAUCCAGUUGUUUGAUGCGUUCUCAUAUGAUUUCAGGUAUUGAUGUGAUGAUUUGGGAAUUUUGACUUCAGACUCUGUAAAUGUAUAUGAUAAUAUUUCUCUUCAAUAACUUAAGCAAGAUCUUGAAAUGAAGAAUCUAGCCAUAGAGGAAUUGAAUCAACACAUUCAUCUUGUGCUGUUCACACCUGAUUUUUUUGAUUAGCUAUUGCCUUGAAAAUUUCUCUGUUUUCGGAAUGGUCUUUUCUCUUUAAGGGGAUGACCGCCAUGGAGGGCCUCUAUACUCUUCGGGCCUCAUGGACUCGAGCCUGUUUCUCUCUCUUGCUCCCAACUUGGAUGUCUAUUGCCCUCCACGAAAGAGAUCUCGUGUCACGAAUCCCUUUGUUUUAUGGGAAGACGAGGCCAACUUUCAAAGGAAACCUUCUCUCAACAACCUUCCGGAUCAGUGCCUCUUCAAGAUACUCAGAAGGGUGACACCAGUCGUGAUAGGAGUGCAUGCGCUUGUGUUUCCAAGCUCUGGCUCAUGCUCCAGAGCACAAUUGACAAUGUGGUUGGGGGUCGUGGUGGUAGCAUCAUUUGUGCCCUGCUACGGUCUAAGUUUAUAUUUUCACCUAACGUAUUUAAAAACUACUAAUGAUUUUAAAAAACGAGUAGGGGCUCGUCAUUCCUAUUUAAUUACCAAAAGAAAGAAAAAAACUACAAUGGUUUCUACUUUGUAGACUCUUAAUAAAACUCCCAUGGGGAAUUCAGCUGAAUUAAAGUCAAUUUCCAAUUGAAUA
Amborella trichopoda is the source of this 4875-nucleotide messenger RNA. The record is from RefSeq and is a predicted model, not a curated record. Lineage: Eukaryota; Viridiplantae; Streptophyta; Magnoliopsida; Amborellales; Amborellaceae.